Molecule: messenger RNA, 1640 nt
Organism: Culicoides brevitarsis
Lineage: Eukaryota; Metazoa; Arthropoda; Insecta; Diptera; Ceratopogonidae
Gene: Rpn3
Product: probable 26S proteasome non-ATPase regulatory subunit 3
Exons: 2
Coding region: 112-1560 (482 amino acids)
Biological process (GO): regulation of protein catabolic process; ubiquitin-dependent protein catabolic process
Cellular component (GO): proteasome complex; proteasome regulatory particle, lid subcomplex
Molecular function (GO): enzyme regulator activity
Source: RefSeq, a predicted model, not a curated record
UGCGUUGCCAAUCAUUACUCGGCAUAUUUUGGUCGAAUAACAAAAGAAAUUACAGAGUUUUCUUGAAUUUGUCGAAUAUUUGCUGGAUUUUACUUACAAAUAAGGUUGAAAAUGGUCGCCCAAGAGAUUCAGGAUGUCGAAAUGGAAAAUGUUGAAGUAGAUCCGGAGGCUGUUAAAAAGGAUGCCGAUCUCGCAGCCAUUCAGGAAAUCAAGGAACACAUGAAACAGAUCGAAAAGGGAGUUACGAGCAAGGAGCCUCGUUUCGUUCUUCGUGUCUUACGAACGUUGCCAGCUACUCGUCGCAAGUUGAAUCCGAUUGUUCUGCGUGGAUUGGUGUCGCAAUUGUAUCCCGUUGGCGAACGUGAUGCCAUUUUGCAGUACGUCGAAGUCGGUACGGAACCUGAACUCCCAAAAGUUAAAAGCUUGAAAUCGCCUCUGCCUGAAGUCGAUGCGUAUUUCCAACUUCUCGUCUUGUUACGUUUGCUCGAUAUUAACAACUUGGAAAAAAGUAAGGCUUGCAGCGAGGAACUCAUGCAAAAGUGCAUCUCACAAAAUCGUCGCACUUUGGACUUGAUUGCUGCCAAAUGUUACUUUUACCAUUCUCGCGUUGCCGAAUUAACGGAUACGCUCGAGGGCAUUCGGGGUUUCUUGCAUGCGCGUCUUCGUACCGCGACUUUGAGGAACGAUUUUGAGGGUCAAGCUGUCAUUAUAAAUUGCCUUCUUCGCAAUUAUCUGCAUUACUCGUUGUACGAUCAAGCGGACAAGCUCGUGAAUAAAUCCGUUUUCCCCGAAACGGCAAGCAACAACGAAUGGGCGCGUUUCUUGUACUACUUGGGACGCAUCAAGGCAGCGAAAUUGGAGUACAGUGUCGCGCACAAGCAUCUUAUUCAAGCUUUACGCAAGGCGCCGCAACAUGCUGCCAUCGGAUUUCGUCAAACGGUGCAAAAACUCAUCAUUGUCGUCGAAUUACUGCUUGGCGACAUCCCCGAACGGCAAAUUUUCCGUCAAUCGGCGUUACGACGAUCACUUGCCCCAUAUUUCCAACUCACCCAAGCCGUUCGCAUGGGAAAUUUGCAACGUUUCGGUGAAGUUUUACAAAAUUUCGGCGAUAAUUUCCGUGCCGAUCACACAUUUACGUUAAUUAUUCGUUUGCGACACAACGUCAUCAAGACGGCAAUUCGUUCGAUUGGUUUGUCGUACGUUCGGAUCUCGCCGAAGGACAUUGCCACGAAACUCGGAUUGGAUUCGGCCGAAGAUGCGGAGUUUAUUGUGGGAAAGGCGAUUCGUGAUGGUGUCAUUGAGGCAACUCUCGAUCCGGAAAAGGGAUUUAUGAAGAGCAAGGAGAGCACGGAUAUUUAUUCGACACGCGAACCGCAAUUGGCGUUCCAUCAACGGAUCUCCUUCUGCUUGGAUUUGCACAAUCAGAGUGUUAAGGCAAUGAGAUAUCCGCCAAAUUCGUAUGGCAAGGAGUUGGAAAGUGCCGAAGAACGUCGCGAACGAGAACAACAAGACCUAGAAUUGGCAAAGGAAAUGGCUGAAGAAGAUGAUGAUGGAUUUUAAAUGAUUCAAAGUACUGUAAUUCUGUAUAAUCCGCUUUUUUUUUUUGAAAAAUAAUAAAAAAAAAAAUCUUUGAAAAUUUA